AUGAUCUCCUCAAGCCCAAUAGCGCGUCUGGUCUCCGUCCCUAACGCGACCAGACUCUUCCACGCCUUGCCCAAGCGAGCAUUCGCCUCCACCCCCGCCAGCAGCAGCGCAAGACUCUCGGAGUUCUUCACCCACAACGCCAACAAACUGCGUGCAUCCACACCGCUCUCUCCUGGACAACCAACCGCAGGAUUGUCUCCUUUGCCGCUGUCGUCCUUCUCGUCAAGACUCUUCUCAUCCUCCUCCUCGGCUGCCAGACCCAAUAUCCCUGGCUCAUCCUCUUCCACACCCUUCACCAAAGCUGCCUCCUCUGCUUCGCCAUUCCAGGCUCAGGUCAUCAGGGGAUUCUCCCGAAGAGCCUGGCGCGCCGAGCAAGAACCCAUUCGCGAGGCCGCCCGCGACUUUUGGCACCGGGGCUGGCGUGGUGACGCCACAAAGUUCGAUCGCAACGAACUUCACAAACAUUUUCAUGACAGCUGGGGUCGACAUGGUGCCUUCCGCGGCUAUCAUCAUCAUAACCAUUUCAUGCGCCGCCGCCGACCCAUGCGUUCCAUGUUCCGAUUGAUGUUUCUCUCGACUGUCCUAGUUGCAGCACCCGCUGUCAUCUUCCUUGACGCACCAUGGAACACAUUGGCUUAUGUUCCCCUAACGGUCUUUGGUGUUGGUGCCACCCUCAUGGUGAUGGGCCGUCUUAUGUUCAUUGCCUUGCCUAUCCUGACCAUUGGUGGUGCAGCCUUGAUCUUUGUGGGAGUCGUGCCCGCUGUUAAUGUGAUGAAGGACCUUAAGAAGGUUCUCAAGCGUGAUGAAAACGCUAACCGAUACACGACUGCCUUGAGUACCUUGGGGCCUAAUUGGGAAGUCCAGAGAGCUCAGCCUGAUGAAUGGUUCCGAUGGACGUUCCCCAAGAGCGGUGACAAGGAACAGCUGGACAAGAUCGAUGUUCGCUUCGUCGUGUUUGACCCCAAGGGAAAGGGUGGACUCAAGAAGGUCACUCAGGCAUGCUUUGAUGGCAAAGACAUGGUCAAGCCCCGCAAAGACUACCUGGAGAACCUGAAGAUUGACCGCGAGGGCAAUCACGUUGUGGUGCACAUGGAGGGCGAUGGUGAAAAGAUGAUGCGCGAGAAGGCCGCCAAGAAAUACCUGGCCAUCGGACGGGUCGUCGAUAGAGCCGCCAAGGAAAUGGAGGCCGCACAACCUGGCCUGAACCUUGGCGACCAAGUCGUCCUGGUUUACAAGUACAAGGACGAUGCUGAGUCGUCCUUCAGCCGUAUGUUCCACCGUGGAGAACUAUCAGUCCGUAUUCCAUUCAGCCGCACCUGGAUCAACGAUUUGAGCAGCCUGUAA
Gamsiella multidivaricata is the source of this 1344-nucleotide messenger RNA. RefSeq lists its product as uncharacterized. The record is from RefSeq and is a predicted model, not a curated record. NCBI's taxonomy places the organism in Eukaryota, Fungi, Mortierellomycota, Mortierellomycetes, Mortierellales, Mortierellaceae. The transcript has a single exon. Bases 1 to 1344 code for a protein of 447 amino acids.